AUGGCCGGCAUAUUGCUACUUCUCGGCCUUUGCGUGGUAAUGGCCGUUGCGUCAUUCCUUGCCGGAGCGCUCCCACUCUCCAUGACAUUGUCACAAUCACAACUACGAUUAAUAUCUAGCAUUGGUGUUGGAGUAUUGGUAGGGACGUCACUUAUAGUCAUUAUACCCGAGGGAAUUGAAGCAGCUGCGUCAUCCCCUAUCACGUCAUCACAUGCGCACAAGGUUCGAAGCCUGUCGCGACGAAGUCCGUGGAAAUUUGGACUUGAAGAAAGAGAAAUUAUCGAACAACUCGCUGCAGUCACGACAAGGCACCAGGUGAACAGGGACGACGGCGCAAAGUUGCACUCAGAACCGAUGCGCAUCAUCGUUUCUCAAAGUACACCGACCCCCGACCAAAAACGAGAUGACCAACCCUCCAAACCGGCGCCGACCGAUGACAGCCAUGACUCGCCGAAGAAGGAGGGCGAGAAACACAAGGAGGAAGAGCAUGUCGAAAUCCCGGCUUUUGAGGUCGGCUUUUCCAUGAUUCUCGGCUUCAUUCUCAUGUUUCUCAUCGACCGGCUGCCAAAACAUGCGUCUGAUAGUCUACAGUCGGGCCCGCAACCGCAGCAUUUUAGCCUGGAUAACUUGGGUGGCAACGGCAUUGAAACCACGUCGGUAGAUGAAGAGCAAGGCUUCCUGGGUUCGCUGGCCCCAACACCGAAGUAUACCAGGACCUUGGCUACGACAAUUGGUUUAGUUAUCCAUGCUGCUGCGGACGGCAUCGCCAUGGGUGCCUCAUCAGCAAGCUCCAAUGUGAAGCUUGGAUUCAUAAUUUUUAUUGCCAUUAUGAUUCACAAGGCUCCUGCAGCCUUUGGCUUGACCUCGGUCCUUUUGAGGCAAGGAUUGUCGAAACGGGCAGCUCGCGGCCACCUGGCCGUCUUCAGUCUAGCAGCGCCGGCCGGAGCCUUGUCAACGUGGCUCAUGAUCAAGUUGCUUGGUGGUGAUCACCUUGACGGUGAUGCGGGCAUGUGGUGGACGGGAAUGUUGUUGCUCUUCUCGGGCGGUACCUUCUUAUACGUAGCAAUGCACGCCAUGCAAGAAGACGGUUCAUCUCAUAAUCAUGAGAGCCACUCCACUACAAAUGGAUACUCGGACGGCACACCGAGUGUUCAGCGAAAACCAAAGGGGCCCGAGAUCCGUGAUACCUUGGCCACAGUUGCGGGCAUGUUAUUGCCACUUCUUACGCAGUUUGGACACCAUCACUGA
This is a messenger RNA of Metarhizium robertsii ARSEF 23, 1248 nucleotides long. RefSeq names its product ZIP metal ion transporter. Gene Ontology annotation, molecular function: metal ion transmembrane transporter activity. The record is from RefSeq and is a predicted model, not a curated record. The coding region runs from base 1 to 1248 and encodes 415 amino acids. Gene Ontology annotation, biological process: zinc ion transport; transmembrane transport. The transcript has 4 exons. Lineage: Eukaryota; Fungi; Ascomycota; Sordariomycetes; Hypocreales; Clavicipitaceae. Gene Ontology annotation, cellular component: membrane.